Messenger RNA from Hyposmocoma kahamanoa, 2612 nucleotides. RefSeq names its product protein Wnt-1 (gene wg). NCBI's taxonomy places the organism in Eukaryota, Metazoa, Arthropoda, Insecta, Lepidoptera, Cosmopterigidae. The transcript is spliced from 4 exons. The coding region runs from base 91 to 1275 and encodes 394 amino acids. Gene Ontology annotation, biological process: neuron differentiation; canonical Wnt signaling pathway; cell fate commitment. Gene Ontology annotation, molecular function: frizzled binding; cytokine activity. The record is from RefSeq and is a predicted model, not a curated record. Gene Ontology annotation, cellular component: extracellular region.
GCCUUGGGACGCGCGCCGGUUCGCCAGACGUUCCGGUGCUUUGACGGACCGCGCUCAUGCCAAACUACGCGUGGGACCGCCCAUCGCAGAAUGAAGUGUCUGUGGCUGGUUGUGAUCACUGUGCUGUGUUUGAGGUGCGAAGCCGUCGGCAACAAGCCUCGGAGAGGACGCGGCAGCAUGUGGUGGGGGAUAGCGAAAGCUGGCGAGCCAAACAACUUAUCACCGUUAUCACCUGGAGUGCUGUACAUGGACCCGGCGGUUCAUGCUACGUUAAGAAGGAAGCAACGGCGGCUAGCCAGGGAGAACCCAGGCGUGCUGGCGGCGGUCGCAAAGGGCGCCAGCAUGGCUGUCGCGGAGUGCCAACAUCAGUUCAAAUACAGGAGAUGGAACUGUUCAACGAGAAACUUUUUAAGAGGGAAGAAUCUAUUCGGCAAAAUCGUUGACAGAGGUUGUCGAGAGACAGCGUUCAUAUAUGCAAUCACCAGCGCCGGAGUUACGCACGCCGUAUCCCGGGCUUGUGCUGAAGGCUCUAUUGAGUCGUGCACGUGUGAUUACUCCCACGUGGACCGCGCGCCUCACCGCUCGCGAGCUGCCGUCGCAGCUAACGUGCGAGUUUGGAAAUGGGGUGGAUGCAGCGACAACAUCGGGUUCGGCUUCAGGUUCAGCCGGGAGUUCGUCGACACGGGCGAAAGAGGAAAAACACUAAGAGAAAAAAUGAAUUUGCACAACAAUGAAGCUGGUAGAGCGCACGUGCAGACGGAAAUGCGACAAGAGUGCAAAUGCCACGGAAUGUCGGGGUCUUGUACGGUGAAGACGUGCUGGAUGCGGUUGCCGAACUUCCGCUCCGUGGGCGACGCGUUGAAGGACCGCUUCGACGGUGCCUCGCGAGUCAUGAUGCACAAUACCGAUCUGGAGAAUCCGGUACAGCGGAACGACGCGGCUCCUCACAGGAUACCACGCAGAGAUCGGUAUAGGUUUCAACUACGACCGCAUAAUCCAGAUCACAAAGCUCCCGGAGUCAAAGAUCUUGUGUAUCUAGAAUCAUCUCCUGGCUUCUGCGAAAAGAACCCUCGACUAGGCAUUCCGGGCACGCAUAGUCGCGCUUGCAAUGACACCAGCAUCGGUGUCGACGGCUGCGACCUCAUGUGCUGCGGCCGCGGCUACCGCACUGAGACUAUUUUUGUGGUAGAAAGGUGCAACUGCACCUUUCACUGGUGUUGUGAGGUUAAAUGUAAACUUUGUCGCACUGAAAAAGUGGUUCAUACGUGUUUAUAGACAGCUACGUAGUUAUGACUUUUGGACAUUUUCAGUGAUAGAGCAGAUACUCUACUUAGUGUUGAAUAUUUGUGGUUGUGACUCCAGCGCUUGAGUGGACCCGUUCAAAGUACUCGGAAGCAGAUAACGGACCGUGUAUAUAAUCACUUUACUUUUUCUUCUUCUAACGGAGUCGACGUUAUCGUAAUUCAUGUUGACUUAUGUAAAUAGUUCUGUAUGACUGUAUAUUUUUUCUCCUCUAUGCGUAUAAUUGAUCUGGCGUGAAAUUAAUAUAAGCUCUCGUUCGGUUAAUUUAUUUGGCUAUUAAGUGCGAACAUGUGAUCUAGUAACGUUAUUUUUUGUGGACGCUGUCGUUUGGAAUCUAAUGAGACCAGUUUUACGACAAUUUAUUUCUGUCAGUCUGUCAUCCCUCGUUUACAAUCGAAAUUGGCCUUAUUGGUUUCCUUACGCGCUCAGGUGUGUAAUUUAUUUAUUUAAGAUGCCGUACAUAUAACUCUCGAUUGACUACUCACCCAAGGGACACCUACGUGAAAUGCUUGACGACUUUAAAUGGUAUUACCUAAUAUCAUUUCAAAGUCGAUGUUCAUCUAACUAAAUAUCACAUCACGUCGUCGUUAAUGACUGCGACAACGACGACGUGAUGUGGUAUUAAUACUUUGUACUUUAAAGACGUCCGCGUGUGCACGCACGGACACGUAACUGUUUUAAAAUCCAAGAGCAAAAUUAUCUUGUACUUAAUAAUAUUUUCACAUUAUCACCGAGGCCGUUAAUGGAAUUUGUGGCUUAUUGCAUUUGCAUAAAAGUGCCUUCUUGGGUGUUCGCUGGCGAAAGCUGGCUCGGGCUUUAUCAGUCAGUAAGUAGCGCCAUCGUAAAAGUGUCCUACAUUGCGAGAUAACCGCUCUCGAGAAUUUUAAUUAAAUAUUAAAGGAAUUAAAUAAUCAGUAUUAUGCGUAUAAUAUUGCAUGUGUGUUGCGUUGGAUAUUUCGAGAUAAACGCGCACGCAAACGCACUCGGUACUUUGUUAUACAUUUUAUACAUUUGCUCGUCCCAUUAUACAGUUUCUAUGUACUUACGUAGUUAAAAGCAUGUGUAGCUACAGUACUACAAAUAUUUUGUUUCUUUUAAUAUACAUUUUAUUUGUUGUAGACAGGCAUUAUCGCAAGCUGUUGACUACUGGCUAUUUUUAACUUAUUUUCAUGAACUGGUAAUGAUUAACCCCCUGCUUUAACCACGAUAGACAAACCUGAACUUCAAAAGUUAAUUUAUUUUGACAUAAAUGGAAAUAGGUGUGUUAUUCACCUUUCGACGUAUUUAAAUAACAAUCUGACGUAAUAGAG